Toxorhynchites rutilus septentrionalis is the source of this 1204-nucleotide messenger RNA. Its product is annotated as protein spaetzle-like. Gene Ontology annotation, biological process: regulation of Toll signaling pathway; central nervous system formation; innate immune response. Gene Ontology annotation, molecular function: Toll binding; growth factor activity. Gene Ontology annotation, cellular component: extracellular region. The transcript has a single exon. The record is from RefSeq and is a predicted model, not a curated record. Lineage: Eukaryota; Metazoa; Arthropoda; Insecta; Diptera; Culicidae. The coding region runs from base 143 to 790 and encodes 215 amino acids.
CCCACAGGUAAUAAACAAAAAAGCUUAACAAUUACCCGACGAUCACAAACCGGUCAGUAUAACAUCAACUCUUACUCAGUGCGGAUAACUUCCAGAGAGCUAGAAUAAGGGAAAACUGGUCAUUAUAAAACCAAAACACAACAUGAGCAGCCUCAUACUGUGGCCUAAAAGACAGACGUCGAAAUCAGUGUUCUUACUGAUACUGUUUUGUUCUUUGGUGCAUUCCGUGCCACGAUAUCAACCAUUAGUGCGAAGACGUGACCCGUCCGAAGCUGAACAAGUUCCCAAAUUGGACAGGUCUAAGUGUGAAACAAUGUAUCCAAACUGUACCGACGUUGUCAACUAUCCGCAGCAAAAAGUUAACGAGGCCGUCGCCCCACAUGAACAUCGGUAUGCAGCAUUCCUGAGCAAUGAAUUCGAGGAAGAAAGUGAUAUACUGGGAAAGAAAUUCGACACUUCCGAUAACGAAUUUCUUUGUGACAGCGAGCAAAUAGUGAUCCACCCGAAGACAGGACUAACCAACGAUGGACAAUCAGUCUUCAUUGUUAACACCGAUAAAUAUAUGCAGGGAGUACGGAUAGAAAAAUGUCGCAGGCAUGGCCAAACUUGCAACAAGCUGGAACAUCUGAUAUCGUUCCUAAAGACCGAAUGUAUGCAGCUUUUCCAAGACAGAAUGAUGCUAGCCAUCGAUGUGGCUACCAAACAACCAUACAAAGCAGUGUUCCGGUGGCCAUCCUGCUGCAAGUGCGUCAUCAUACCGCUGAAGCGACGGGGAAAGGGUAGAUCGUGAAACAUUGCCGUUGCAGGUGGGCACUAUGCACUUUGCAUAAAUAUGUACCCAAUUGUAAAUGUUGGGAGGAUCGUUGCCGGCGAAAGGACCAAUAAAACCCUUGUUACUGCAAACAGGCAAUCCGUGGAAUAACAACGGAUUUAGAUUAUGGCCAUGUGAUAGGAUAGGAAUCAGUUACAUUUCUACCUGCAGCGAUAUCGAACGAAAUCUGCCGUACUACCUCCGUAAGCAGCAGUAUCCAUGGAACUGCCAGAGUCUGAUGUGGAUUAAGCAAAGUGUGGGCUUCGAAUUCGAAUUUUAUGAUUCAAUGCAAGCCAUUCAGUUACAAAAAUGAGACAGAAGCUUUGAAUGACAAUUAAAUAGAAUAAUAUAUUCAUUCGAAUGAAGUAGUACAUGUACAUAUAGUUUGCGAAA